Dicentrarchus labrax (European seabass) is the source of this 2382-nucleotide messenger RNA. RefSeq names its product polymerase (DNA directed), mu (gene polm). The record is from RefSeq and is a predicted model, not a curated record. The transcript has 12 exons. Bases 172 to 1737 code for a protein of 521 amino acids. Gene Ontology annotation, cellular component: nucleus. Lineage: Eukaryota; Metazoa; Chordata; Actinopteri; Moronidae. Gene Ontology annotation, molecular function: DNA binding; DNA-directed DNA polymerase activity. Gene Ontology annotation, biological process: double-strand break repair via nonhomologous end joining.
UGCAGCUGCAUCCGGUUGCUCUCUCACACACAAGUUCUGCAGCUGAAGGCGGUUUUUUAAUUUCCCACUGAACUACAUCAGAAACAUCAACUCAGCAACGUCGUUCAGUUGAAUUAACAAUGUUUGUAGGAGUUGUGGUGCUGUAGGUCUUAUUGGAGGCCAGAGGGAACCAUGGUGCCUUUAAAGAGGAGGAAGGUGUCCUCACAUCCUGCUGGGGGCUCUGGGACAGUCUACGGAGGACAUAAAGAGCCAAACCAGUUCCCUCAGGUUGUUUUAUUCCUGUUGGAAAGAAAGUUGGGAGCCAGUCGGAGAGCUUUCCUCUCUCAGCUCGGGAGGAAGAAAGGAUUCCAGGUGGAGGAGGUGUUCAGCGAGCGCGUCACACACGUUAUUUCCGAGAACAACGGCGGUGACGAGGUCAGGACGUGGCUGCUCUCACAGGUCGGAGGUCACACGCCUGCUCACCUGCUGGACGUCAGCUGGUACACCGAGAGCAUGGCUGCAGGACGUCCUGUUGAGAUACUGGACAGACAUAAACUGCAGGAGCAGCAGGGUAACGAAGCGGAGGUCGCGGCGUUCUCCGUACCGAGCUACGCCUGUCAGAGGAGGACGACUCUGGAGAACCACAACACCGUCCUCACUGAUGCUUUGUCGCUCCUGGCUGAAAAUGCCGAGCUCAGCGAGGAGGACGGGCGAGGAGUGGCGUUUCGACGGGCCGCUGCCGUGUUGAAGGCGCUCCCCAAACCGGUGGCGAGCAUGACGCAGCUCAGAGGGCUUCCCUGUCUGGGAGAGCAUUCACUCAGAGUCAUCAAAGAUAUUCUGGAGAACGGAGCUUCAAGUGAAGUUGAAUCUACAAAACAGUCUGAGCGAUACAAAGCGUUGAAGGUUUUAACAGGUAUUUUUGGAGUCGGCGCGAGAACAGCGGACCGAUGGAUCCGAGACGGGAUACACAACCUUCGGCAGUUACAGGAUUCAGGACCGACGCUCAAUCGAGCUCAACAAGCAGGCCUCGAGCACUACGACGACCUCAACCAGCCGGUCAGUAAGUCAGACGCCGACGCCAUCGGUGAGGUCGUGGAGAAAGCUGUUGUGUCUGUGUUACCAGGCGCACACAUGACUCUGAUCGGAGGAUUCAGGAGAGGAAAGCUGACAGGCCACGACGUUGACUUCCUGAUAACGCACCCAGAGGAGGGCAGAGAGGUCGGACUGAUGCCCAAACUCGUCUCCUGGCUGGAAUCUCAGGGUUUCCUGUUGUACCAGAAAACCACCAGAAACUCUUACCUGGAGUCCAAAGACGGUCCCGCCCGGCCCGCCUCCAACAUGGACCGCUUCGAGAGGUGUUUUUCCAUCUUUAAACUGACCAAGGAGGAGAAACGAGGAACCAAACAUCCGGAGACGCUGACGGAAAACGGUGCGCAAACUCCAGAUAACGGCGGACUGGAUCUGGAUCUGGAUCUGGAUCAGACAAAACCAGCCGGACACAAACCGUGGAGAGCUGUGAGAGUGGACCUCGUGGUCUCUCCAAUCAGCCAGUUCGCUUUUGCUCUGCUGGGCUGGACGGGAUCCAAGCUGUUUGAGAGAGAGCUGCGACGCUGGGCGGGCCACGAGAAGUCCAUGUCUCUGAGCAGCCACGCUCUGUACGAUAACAGACAGAGUAAAUAUCUGAGGGCGACGUCAGAGGAGGAGAUAUUCGCUCAUCUUGGUCUGGAGUUCGUUCCUCCGUCGGAGAGAAACGCCUGAACGGGCCUGGUCUUAUACUAUUAGGUCCAACUAUCGACGUUUAUAAAGAUGGACGACAUAAAGUGAAGCCAGACCCUCUUCAUCGCCCACUGGUAGCCGACUGCAGUACAGCAUAAAGCCUCCAUGUUAGCAGAUGGGACGAACUGAAGAAUAAAAGUUAAAUAAUUAAUUUCCAUUAAAGUCAUUUUAGGUCGUUUUAUGAUAAUUUUGGAUGCUGUUAAAUUGUAUUUUGAAAUAUUGGCAGGUGUUUCCGUUAUUUUGUCCACCUCAUUUAAAUCAAUGAGAGUAUGAAACAACAGAAACUAUAAUAUAAUAAUAAUAAAGUUUAUUUUAGUCAGUAUUUUACAUGUUAUGUUUGUUUUAAACAUUGCAGCUCUUUUAACUGAAGAAUAUAAAUAUUUUAAUGUUAUUUUAUUUUUAUAUUUACUUGCAGAACUUGUCUCUUGAACUCCAAAAAACCUGAACAUUACAACCCUAAUGAAAUGAGGAUUUAUUGUGUUGGACUGUAUUAGUUGUAGUUAAUAAAUGAUAAAUUAAAAAGAUAAUUAUAUGCUAUACCUCUAGAACUUGAGUGCCUGUGAGAGGAAGUUAACUGCUUGUAUUUCACAAUAAAAGGUUGUUUGAAUUAAGUCUUAAAGGAUACAA